UAGUGUUGGGAUUAUUCGAACAAAGGUAGUCACGUUGAUACCUCUCUAUUGCAGCAAUAUUCGCCGUCAAUACUUCCGUGUGGUAAAACUUCCAACAGUGAAUUUCAUCUUCUCAAACCAGGGGAAAGACAGAUUCUGAAGUUUUAUUCAGACCUAUUUGCCGUUUGGCGUGAUCAAAGCGCAGCCCAGAGGCUCGUCAAAGGAGACAACAAACGCAGUUUGCGAGAGUGAUCUGUAUCAUCCACUCUGCCAAGUGUCCGGUAUCGUGUCCUAGUGUCAUGCCUACCUCCCUUGUGCACCAUGCAUCUUGGCUGGUACUCGACAUUCUAGUUGUGUCGUUGCCUGCUUGUUACUCCCAGAAUGAACGAGUUGUGCGUCGGGUUACACCACCCUACGCGCUUAGUUUCUACUUAUGUGAUAUUUCUUGCUCGGCAACCGCAGAGGGACUUACUCAGGGCAAUUAUUAUCGCACCCUGACAUUAAUCGAUGGACGACUCUUCGUGGGGGGAAAAGCUCAGCUGUUUUCCUUCGAUACCACCAACCUGAACACGAUUGAAUCCGUUCCUGUCGAAGGAUCGUGCGUCGAUGCCAGUCUCUGUGAGGAUAACUACAUUCGUGUGAUCCAAGAGCUACCGAACGGAAAUCUGCUCGAGUGCGGUACCAAUAAUGCCAAUCCCUACUGCCAACAGAGGUCAACUCAAAAUUUAUCGUCAAUCGGACCCAUGACCUCAAUAGACCGAGCAGCUAGUAUCGUGCCCUUUAUCUGGAACCAGAAUUCUACUGGCUGGUUACUCACCGACGAUCUUAAAAUAUUGGUUGGAGCUGAGUUGCAGCUAAUAGCUGCUGCUCCAGGAAGACCGGCAAUCUCCAAGUCAGUGCUACGGCUGGAUUCAUCUCAGAAUUUGAUGAGCAUAAGUGUGGCUCUAUCGACUAAGGAUGAACUCACUGUUUUAUAUGCAAAUGGUCCGCCAAAUCAGCAGUUUGUUGGGGACCCUAUCAGCUAUAAUGGACGGAUCUAUUUCUUUUUCCGCGAAGUGGCCGCCGAGUUUGUCGUUGAUAGAGCUAUUUAUUCAAGAGUCGCUGUCAUAUGCGAGGAUGAUUCAGGAGGUAAAGAAUUCAAUGAACGAUAUAGCAACAAAGACCUCGUGACUUUUGUAAAGGCGCGGUUGGAAUGUUCCACAGGCACAUCAUUUCCAUUCCACUACAAUGAAAUACAGGAUAUUUACUACUCCAAUGACUCCAAAGUUGUGUUUGCAGUUUUUGCUACACAGCCACCUGAAGUGGCAAGUUCUGCAGUCUGUGCCUACCGUUUGGAUGAAAUCGAGGCUCUGUUUCUCAGUACGAGUAAAUUCAGGGCGCAGUUUAGUGAUGGCGAACUCUGGAGGGAGGUAGACACAGACCCUGUGACUUCAAGACCUGCACAGUGCCCAGAUACUACCAGUUAUACCGAUGCCCAGUACUCAGACAUACUUGGUAAGAUGCAGCUUAUGUUUGAUACAGCUGCCAACAAGCUUCACUAUGAGAGCCUAGGUGGCGCUAGAAGCAACCCGCUGCUCAUGAUAGACGGAGAACGUUUCACACAGAUCGUUGUGGAUGAAAAUGUCACCCACAACACGGAUGUUAUGUUUAUUGGUACAGAAAAAGGGACGGUUUUGAAGGCUUACCUGAAAGACGACCGAUCAGAAGCCAAAGUCGUGGAGGAGAUUAUAUUGAAACCACACAGACUAACCCCCGUAUUGACCAUGCUGAAGAGCUUUGCUGAGCAAUCAGUGUUUGUUGGAACCGACGAAGGUGUUUACAAAGUUCCAUUCCAGCAUUGCAGAGACUAUGCAUCGCUCCAGAGCUGUGUGGAUGCUCAAGAUCCGUACUGCAGCUGGGAGAAUGGAACGUGUUUGUAUUCAAGAUUUCCGGAUAUCUGCCCCCCAACACCGUGCAACGAAAGUAGAAUCAUCAUCCACAAUUGUCCAAGUUCGCAAGUCAGCUAUAUUCGACACCUGCAUUUCUCCAACCAUCCCUUACACCUGUACGUAACGGCUGAAGCUGCCAGGAAGGACAAUCUUAGUAUUGUGGACAAUGAAAUCACUUGCCAUCCGUGUGCCAGUUUGCCGUACACCGAAAGCAGAUCCGUCAGUACGUGCAGGGAGUUUCUGGCCUUGCACAUUAACGGAUCAUCCACGGAGCGCGAGAACUGUUCGUGUUCUCUGGUCCUGGAGAUAGAAUGCGGCGCGACCAAGACAAUCAAUUUCAACAUCACUGUGGAUGACUCCGAUCCUGUCUUGGACACAGAGUGCCUUGAAGAUGUUGCGGAUUUUGAUUGCGAAAUUUCGCGCUAUAAAUUUCAGUUCGACAAGUGGAUCUGUAAUCAGGCUAAGUCUUGUGGCUUAGAGGAGCUUCAUUCUUGCAAAAAAUGUCCUUGAACUCCAAGGCAAUGAUGUAAUUUUUACCACCGACUGAUGCUUGAGCUAAACAAGGUUUUGCGCCUUCCUGACUUAUCAGCAGCCACAUUUGUUGUACUGAGAAAUCUGUGAUAAGAAUCCUCAAGGUAGAUUUUGUAUAUUUUUGAUAUAUUCUGUUGCUUAAUAUAAAACAAGUAUCUUGUCCUUAUGAUGUGACCCUUAUUAAUUAAUUAAUGGUAGCAUUGCAGCUUUCUCACGUAGAGGAAUUAUUUUGUAACUGUCCAUCCAAUAUAGUUGAAAACCUUUGAGAUAUAAAUUUGACUACGUAUCAUUUCCAAAAAUUUGUACAUUUCAUUUUAACUAAUGUAACUCGUCAGUAGAAGGUCUUGUAGGUUACAUGUUGUUCGCAUUCAUAUACUUUAUUUGGUAAUGCUGCUUUUAAUGACAUAAAACAGGAUUUUUGGAUUGUUACAAUGAGUACGUAUGGUGGAACCCAUCGUGACAUUGACUGUUACAUUUGAUGACACAAAGACUAUGUUGACAAAAAUGCCCCCUUUAUCAGUUCUUAGGCUCGCCAUACACGUAGAUUAACUUUCCGAGGAGUUUCCUUAAUAUUGUUAUUGAUUUUUUGUUGAUACAUUCUGGUUGGUCGUUGACCGUCACCAGUUUUAAUCAGCAAGCGUCAUUUGUUUUGUAUGCUAAUCGAACAAGGUUUGUUGAAAUCAAGAUGGCAACCCACUAAUCGUCUUAAGUCGAGAUGGGGGGAUUUUCUCAUUCGAGUAUUGGAACUUAGAAUUAAAAAGAGUACUUAUUUUUCAUUGGUUUAAAUUAUCACUCUAAGAUUGUCAUCCAAAAAUGUGGGCGUUUAAAUUUAUUUCACAGAUUUCUUGACUAUGAUUAGGUAGUGCCAGGUUUUUUGGCUGGAUGGAAAGGUUGGGUCUUUAUGAUGAGUUUUGUACUUUAUUGACUCUCAAUCGCGAAAAAAAUUCAUUCAAAAAAAAUUGUAAAAAUGAACUCGAGAAAUGUAUCUCGUAAAAACACAGAUAUAUUUUGAAAAUCCCUUUAUAUUUUGGAAAAAUCGUUAUCACAGACCUUUUUUCUCAAUCCUUAAUGGAAUAUAUUUUUUCCACUUAUUAAUAAAGAGAUAUACUUUUCAAUUACGUUUUUAUGAGAUAGUGAAACAAACUUGAAAAUAUACAUCUCAUAAAAACGAACUUCGACAAAAUAUACUAUACUGUUUUAAAUAGGUAUAUAAUGCCUCUAUUGGAAUCAUAGUUAAAAAUUAAUGCCUUUGUACAUUUUAUUCCUUUUCAGCUUGUGGUGGUGGCUUAAUUAUUAACCGUGUAUACUGUACUAUUUGUCAAAACAGGAGACGCGUAAAUUAAGCUAGUUAAUUAUAGACAGUUUCAGUCAUUUGAGUAGUGUGAUUUAGUUUGUCUUGUCGACUGCCUCUGUUGUAUUGCUGAUAUUGAUAUUAGUUAGUUCAGCUUGUGGAACCGUAAGCCCUCUUUAGUUUUAUGGAACAAACAUAAGUUGUCUAUAAGUGCAGAAAUCAAUUGUAAUUGGAGUAAAUUUGAUAAACGUAUUCGUCAAAGGACUUGGAGGACACUUGUGGAACCACUGUAUGGGUGCACUUAGUGGAGCUGGUAUUGUGAAGAUGCCUGAUCUUGUUCGUUCAAGGACACGUCUAUAACCACUUAUUUUUUGAAUUGUUUACAAUAAUACAUUUUCCGGGAUUAUUUUAGAUGCUGUAGAUUAUAGCCUAGGGCUCUUAAAGAAGAAAAGCCACAUUUAAGAGGCUGUGGAAUAGCCUCUAUGAUGCCAAAUGAAAAGAGGCUUAGGUAUUGCCCGGUUUUAUUUAAGAGGCUGUGGAGUGUUGUUUAAACAAGAGAGGUAUACAUUUUUGUGGUGUGGUUUAAGACGCUGUGGAUUAGCCCAGUGUUGUUUUAAAUAACAAAGAUUUAGGUAUCACCCGGUGUAAAUUAAGACAUUGUCGAUAAUUCUUGUGUUAUUAAAUUUAAAGUGUUACCAAUA
Molecule: messenger RNA, 4430 nt
Organism: Acanthaster planci (crown-of-thorns starfish)
Lineage: Eukaryota; Metazoa; Echinodermata; Asteroidea; Valvatida; Acanthasteridae
Product: semaphorin-5B-like
Biological process (GO): axon guidance; semaphorin-plexin signaling pathway; neural crest cell migration
Cellular component (GO): plasma membrane
Molecular function (GO): chemorepellent activity; semaphorin receptor binding
Source: RefSeq, a predicted model, not a curated record